Messenger RNA from Aspergillus welwitschiae, 390 nucleotides. RefSeq names its product ankyrin repeat domain-containing protein. The record is from RefSeq and is a predicted model, not a curated record. NCBI's taxonomy places the organism in Eukaryota, Fungi, Ascomycota, Eurotiomycetes, Eurotiales, Aspergillaceae. The transcript has a single exon. Gene Ontology annotation, molecular function: protein binding. The coding region runs from base 1 to 390 and encodes 129 amino acids.
AUGCGGUUGCUGAAAUGCGUCCCACGGCCGGAUGUCAAUGUCCGGACCUACCUAGGGGAUUCCGCUCUCUCCCUGGCUGCCCACCAAGGAUAUACAGACGUGGUUGCGCGGCUGUUAGAAACCUGGCAGACUGACCGGAAUGGCACCGACAGGUGGGGACGCACUGCGUUAUGGUGGGCAGCCCGGGCGGGUCAGGCGCGAAUCGUGCAGCGGCUGCUGGAGGACGACCGGGUUCUAAUCGACGUGAUGGAUAACGACGGGGUAGAUGCUAUGCAUGCUGCGAGUAGCCAUUAUCGUUUUGACGUUGCUCGGCUGAUUCGGACUCAUUGCUCUACGCGAUACAGUAACUGGACGGGAAGUGCCCCCCACCAUUUGAGGACUAGAAGUUAG